This is a messenger RNA of Hevea brasiliensis (rubber tree), 1932 nucleotides long. RefSeq names its product UNC93-like protein 3. Gene Ontology annotation, biological process: potassium ion homeostasis. The transcript has 10 exons. The record is from RefSeq and is a predicted model, not a curated record. Lineage: Eukaryota; Viridiplantae; Streptophyta; Magnoliopsida; Malpighiales; Euphorbiaceae. The coding region runs from base 420 to 1739 and encodes 439 amino acids.
GAUCAAUCGUCUUUGUCGUCUUGUUUCAAAAAGAAAAAAAAUUUAAAAUUGUCUCUGUCGUGUUUUUUCGCAGGCUGUAUCAUCGUCAGAUGCUUCAGUUUAUCCGAAGACUUUUUAUUACUUCAUUUGAUUCCCAGCAAACCGUAGCAAAAUGAAGGAAUCAGGGGGAUCUUUUCAUUUUCAUACAUUUUCUCUGCAACCAGACGGAUGCAGUAAUUUCCAUUUAAUUUAAUUACUUAAAAUCCCAUAACUCUUUUAUGUGUCUUCUACUUCUCAAGAUUCCAGCCGGCGCUCCUCCAAUUUUGACCUCAUUCUCUUGGACUCUUUUCGUUGAUCCUGGGUUCUGUAGGGUUUUUAUUUGAACUUAACAGCUAUAUCGAUUCCGUGAUUGAUUGAAUUGAUAAGUCGAGAAAGUGAAAAUGGCCGCUGUGGAUGCCAGAGACGAAGAGGCGCCGUUGGUUGUUGAUAAUUUGCGAAUUCACACGCCCAAGAAUCAUACCAGAGAUAUUCAUAUUCUUAGCUCUGCGUUUUUGCUCGUCUUCCUCGCCUAUGGAGCUGCUCAGAAUCUGGAGACUACAGUCAAUACUGAACAGGGGUUGGGUACAAUUUCGCUGGGGAUAUUGUACCUCUCUUUCACAUUUUUCUCUUUGGUUUCGUCUUUGGUGGUUCGGUUUUUGGGGUCAAAGAAUGCUAUGGUUCUUGGGACUACUGGUUACUGGUUGUUCAUAGCUGCUAAUUUGAUGCCUACUUGGUAUACAAUGGUACCAGCUUCUUUGUACCUUGGAUUUGCAGCUUCAAUUAUAUGGGUUGGACAGGGUACAUAUCUCACUUCCACAGCACGCAGUCAUGCAGCAGAUUACCGCUUACUUGAAGGAACUGUUAUUGGUGACUUCAACGGAGAAUUUUGGGGAAUGUUUGCAAGCCAUCAGUUUGUUGGAAAUCUCAUUUCGCUUGCUAUUCUGAGGGAUGGAACGGAAGGAAGAACGAGUGGCACAACAUUAUUGUUCAUUGUGUUUCUUUGCAUUGUGACCUUAGGAAUCAUACUAAUGUGCUUCUUAAGUAAAAGGGAUGCCAAAAGAGAGGAAGGACUAGAAAAUUCUUCUGUCAACAUAUGUUCUUCUCUGAUAUCACUGUCGAAGUCAGUUAUCACUCCUUUGCUUGACAUUCGGAUGAUACUGGUCAUUCCCCUGAUUGCAUAUUCAGGAUUACAACAAGCAUUUGUAUGGGCUGCAUUCACCAAGGAUAUUGUAACUCCAGCAAUUGGUGUGUCUGGUGUUGGUGGUGCAAUGGCAGUGUAUGGUGCCUUUGAUGCCAUAUGUUCACUCACUGCUGGUCGACUUACAUCUGGUCUUCCAUCAAUCACAUGGAUAGUAUCUGCUGGAGCUUUUCUUCAUGCUGUUGUAUUUCUCUGGAUUCUGCUAAAAUACAGUUUAGCCAGUGGAAUACUUGGUGUCAUGUACCCACUUCUCAUGGCAGCUAUGUUGGGCAUUGGUGACGGAGUAUUAAAUACACAGCUUAGUGCUUUGCUUGGAAUACUUUUCAAGCAUGAUAUGGAAGGAGCAUUCGCGCAACUCAAGGUCUGGCAAAGUGCUUCCAUUGCAGUUGUGUUCUUCGUUAACUCCUACAUUUCGAUGCACGCACUGGUGGUGAUUAUGCUUGCAGGACUGCUUAUUUCGGUUGCUGGAUUCUUAUUUUUAACUCUCAAGAUAGAGAAAGCUUUCUCCUCUCUAAGUUCAUGAUACUUUGCAAGCACCAUUGUUGCAAGGAAAAAGAUCAUUCAGAGUCAUGCAUUCUCAUUACCAUACUGCAACUUCCUGUAAAAUUCAUCAAAUUCCAUGUCUCGUCUUUAUAACAUGCUUCUUUGAAAAUUGAAAUUUAUUGCAAUUUUAAUUUAUAUAAAUAUAUAAACUGUGGAGCCUUUUCCCUUUGACA